UGUUUAUAUGAGGUCAAGGUUAUUUUAAGAAGAGGACAGAUGAAAAUAAAUAAGGAAAUAAUAAUAAUAGAGGGAAAUUUCAUAAUUUAUUGAAAUUUAAGUCGACAACCAACAUUUAUACUUUUUUAUCUACCGAGUGUAGUAUAAAAUCUUUCUAUAAUUCUGGACUGAGACCAAUUGUGACUCUAUUUUCAUUGUUAUUUCUUAUCAAAUUUCAGAUGAAAAUGUUUGAUUAUCGUUUUGUUGUUGAUAUGAGUGACAAUUUUUAUUAUUAUAAUCAGACUGUAGAAACAACGAGAAGAAAAAGUAGUAACAUUUCUCCUAGUAAUUGUCAACAAUCCUUAAAUCGUCCUUGUGGAUCGCUUAGUAUACAGAACUAAUUAUCUAAUUAAAGUUAAUUGCAUUUAGUGGACAGGUGACAUUUGUCAAUCAACAGUCACCCUUAAUUGAACACAGCUCAUUUGAUUGAGAGAAGAAGAGAUUGAGAUAUUUUUAAGAGGCUAUUGCAUUAGCUAAGAAAGAAGCAGCCCAACAUGAAGCUGCUAGAGAAUUCAAGAUUUGAACAAAUAAAUUCAGCUCUAUCACAAGAGCUUGGAAGCUAUAAAUUGGAGGGCAGAAUUGAGAGCUAUUCAUGUAAGAUGGCUGGAAAUGACAAACGAUUGUUUAAAUUGAUCAGUGCAGAAGGUGGGGUUGGUCCAGAGGAUCUUCAGGCUUUGUCACCACCUCAAACUGUGCUGUCAGUAUCACCUUCAAAGCAAUACAGUAAGAGUACUGGAAGUGACGGUGAGAGUUACUUAUGUGAUACGAUAUCAACAAAGACUUUAUUCUAUCUGAUCUCAACUCUGAAUGCUUCAUUUAAUCCUGAUUACGACUUCAGUAAUGCCAAGAGUGAAGAGUUCAGUAAAGAGCCAAGCCUUGAGUGGGUAGCUCACAACAUUGAUACACAGUUGUAUGCGACUCUUGGUGAAGCUUAUGGAGCCUUGAAACAAAAUCUGUGGACAGCAUUUGAUGAAGAAUGUUCUCUUCAGGACUGUGAAAUUUACAGUUACAAUCCAGAUUUAGCAUCAGAUCCAUAUGGAGAAGCAGGGUGUAUUUGGUCCUUCAAUUAUUUCUUCUACAACAAGAAGUUGAAACGUCUUGUGUUCUUUACCUGUCGUUCAUCAAGUUCCUCCUACACAGACUCUGGGAUAGUACAGGAUAGCAGUAUGUUUGAUAUGACAGACGAUAUGGACUCAUUUCAGGAGUCUGAGGUGAAUAUGGAUUAAGAAUAAACAAACAGAAAAGACACAUAAACCAAGCCUCCUAAUUCAGUUGAUGCAUGAUCGGAGGAGGCCUUCUACCUCUUACAUCAUGAAUUUUCAUCGAUUGUUUAUGUACAUAGAUGUUUCAAUAUUACUAUUUUUACAUCUAGUGCUGUUAUGAUUAUAUAAGUUUUUUUUGUAUUUCAAGUUGUUAAUUCCUUUUUAUUCAGUUAUUUUUAUUUUAUUAUGCUUAAUGUCAGUCUAAGAAGACAGAUACACUAUGUAACAAAAAGGAAAGAAAGGAUAUAAAAUGUUUUUUUUUAAAUACCGUAAAUUCUGAAAUUAUUGUGAUUUUGAAAUGACAAACCAAAGUUUGAGAUAAGUUAUAGCAACUUCAGGAAAAGCUGCAUACAGAUAUUUGUAUCUGAUAUCAAAAUGCAAGUUCUUAAUAUUGAAUUAUUCACAUUAAUAAAAAAACAUCUCAAUAGUUUGAUUAAUUCUUACUUUAAAUGUAUUUAAAGUCCCUGUUAUUUGUGAAAUGAUUAAAGAGUAUAAAUCUGAAACAAUUACAAAGAAAAUGUAAUAGAUAUAGAAUAUCAAGACAAACACUAAUUGAGUAAAACAGGGUUGGUUCAGAGGGAGUUAAUAGUUCUAAAAAUUUCACCCCUUUAAUGGAUUGAAAAAUAGUAAGUUUUGUCUUAAAUAAGUGAGGAAAAUGAAAACCAUUUUUGAUAUGCUAUAUAGUAGGUGAUCUCUAAAUGAAAUUCCUGUAUCACCUCUGUGAGGUGAAUUUUGAUUCCGGUGUUAAUAGUUUGAGGUAUGGAAUUGAUACAUAUACAGUAAACUAUUAAACACAAAAUAGUUGUAAUUUAUUAACCCUUGUUUUAGAUUUACCUAUACAGGUUUUCUCAUAAAAAUCAGCAAUCUAUCAAUUUAAUGAAGCAUACAUUCUAUAAAAUCAUAAUCAUUUAUGAUAAUUAUAAAAGGAAUGUUUUUUGAAAUGUUAUGUAGAAAAUUCUACUUUGUUCCAGAAUGGAAGGCAUGGGGGAAUGGGAGACACUUUUUUAGACCUCAACCACCCAUAAAAUAAAAUUGUUAUUUUAUUAAAAUUCUAAAACAAAUGCAACCACCCACAAUAAAUUAAUUUGAAAGUCUCCCAUCCCCAAAUGCAUUUAAAUCUGGAACAGCCCUAGAGAAGUUUAUGUUACAUUCUUUUGAAUAGAUUCUACUAGAUACUUCAAAAGAAGAUAUUGUUUCUGAGUAAAUCAGUUUUCUUAAUGAUAUGAAAAAUCUUGUUUCCAUUAGUUUGAUGUACAUUACAUAUAAUAUUAAUGCUAUUGCAUCAAAAAUAUCUGUUAUAUUGUCACUACAAUUGUGAUUGUCAACACUGAGGUUGUGAGUUUGAACCCUUGUGGCAGGUACAUUCAACUCUUUAUUAACUUGGACUGCCAGUUGUCCUGCCAAAGGUCUCUGGUUCUCUCUGACACUCUGGCUUCCUCCACCAACAAAAACUGGUCGCCAAGAGUGCUGAAAGUGGUGUAAAACACCACCAAUGGUGUUAUUUCUGAAUGAGGAUUAUGAAGGCUGUGUGUCUUAGAAGAUAGUGUUGCUAUUUAAGCUGAACAUAUGUUUUAGUGCAUCAAGGUAGAUGUUUUUAUUACAUAUGAGGAACAUGAAGGACAUGUGUCUGUUUAGAUGUGAGAAAUGUGUAGGCUAUGGUUCUAUUUCUGUAUGAAGAAUGUGAAGGCCAUUUGCCUUAGAAGAUAUUUUGCCAUUUAGGUUGAACUUAUUCUAAGCACAUGUUUUUAGAAGUAUCUCUAGAUAUAAAAUGUAAAAAUGUUCAGAGCUUUUGAUGAGAUAUAUUCAGGUUAUGUUACUUGAUUAAAUUUAUGUAUCAGUGUUAAAGUUAGAGGGAACAUAACACUGUGAGUUAGUACACAUAUGCAUAAUUGAUGGCAGUAUGAAUUACAUUCAUAAUAGUAAGAGGUCACAUUGAAAUGAAAGUUUAUAGUUUAUUAUGCAGAGAGGUAAAAGUAUAAGGAUUCUGUUUUGUAAAAUGUAGGCUAAUAUUUUAUGAUUUGAUGUAAUAUGUUUUGUUUAUGUACCUGUAAUACCUAUGCUAGAUAUAUAUUGAGUUGCUUUGUUUUGCCUUAUACCCAGAUGGUGUGGCAUGUAAAUUUAUAUCUUUUUUGGCAAAACUUCCUUUUUGACCCCCUUCGUGUAUGUCUGUGCUUAUUCUAUCAACAGAGGGGGUUUCAAAGGAAGUCUUUUCCCUUUUUUUUUAAUAAUCUUAAUGUUGGAAAAUAUUUUAGCAUAGUCUUGCAUUAUUCUUUUAUCUAAUCUUGUAAUGACUUUUUAUGUUUUCAGACAUGCUGUACAAUUUGUUUGAAGUAUCUUGUAUAAUGUAUGACAGUUUUUAAUAUCACAAGUAUUCAAAAUGAGAACAACAAAAAAACUGUCAGAAUUCUGACAGCUUCUUCCUAAGUCUUGAAACUACAAGUGUUUCUUUCAAAUAUCAUAAAAGUGUUUCUAUGAAAAUAGAAAUAAAUGUUUUCGUUUGUAUUAUCUUUGUUUCCAUGUUUAUAAGGAAGUUAUCAAAUUAAGUAUAAAGCCUAAAGAAACAUUAUUUUCCUGGUCUUUACUUUUAUUUUGCAGCCAAGUUAAACAACUUAAAAAGAAAAGUUUUAAGCAAGGUCAGUUGUUUCAAAGGAAUAAGCCACAAUACAAACUUUUGAUUUUCAUCUUUAAUAUAUAUUACACAAAAUUUUACAUCAAAUAACUUUAAAAAAAUGGAAAUACAUACAUUGUAGAUCGGUUAUUACUGGUUAAGCUUUGAAUUAUGCUUAUGAAUUUUCAUUGGACAAAAAAAAUCCAGUUUUUAAAGAUCUCAGUAUUGAUGAUAUUAAGUUUCUAUUCCCAUUUGUAAGAUGUGAUUACCACACUUUCAAGACAUUUAUAAUAACCUUUUGUAAUACCUGUAUACUGGAAUGUCACUUUGGUAUUGAGAGAUUAAAGGCCAUGUUGAUUUUAUAUUGUACCAGACUACAUUUUACAGUGCCAAGCAGAAAUUAAUUAACAAAUUUUCUCUAUUAAACCUACUCGGAUCUUAAUAAGUUAUAGAGAAGUCUGUUCUCUGGAUUGAGCAUGGCCUUAAAAGAACUGUCUAUUAUUGUACAUAAUUGUAUAUGUUUUAUUAUUAUGUUUAAGUCAUGUAUAUGAGAUUUUUAGUUCAGUUAUAUGUAGUUUUAGUUAUCUUCACAAAAAAUCCAUUCAUGUUGUUAAUUUUACAGUUUUCUAGAUGACACUGUUUUAUGUAUAAUAAAUUGUUUUAUUUUGA
This is a messenger RNA of Mytilus californianus (California mussel), 4578 nucleotides long. Its product is annotated as repressor of RNA polymerase III transcription MAF1 homolog. The coding region runs from base 534 to 1265 and encodes 243 amino acids. Gene Ontology annotation, molecular function: RNA polymerase III core binding. The transcript has 7 exons. Gene Ontology annotation, biological process: negative regulation of transcription by RNA polymerase III. NCBI's taxonomy places the organism in Eukaryota, Metazoa, Mollusca, Bivalvia, Mytilida, Mytilidae. The record is from RefSeq and is a predicted model, not a curated record. Gene Ontology annotation, cellular component: nucleus.